Plasmodium gonderi is the source of this 3999-nucleotide messenger RNA. RefSeq lists its product as hypothetical. The transcript has a single exon. The coding region runs from base 1 to 3999 and encodes 1332 amino acids. NCBI's taxonomy places the organism in Eukaryota, Apicomplexa, Aconoidasida, Haemosporida, Plasmodiidae. The record is from RefSeq and is a predicted model, not a curated record.
AUGGAGAACCCUAUCAGACACUCGUUGGACAUAAAGUCCGAAGAUUUUGUAGUCUUAAUUUGUCUUCAGAAUUUGCAGACAUUUAUUAUGAUAGGUUAUACGGCAAUUAAUAAGGAGCAUUUAAAUUUUGAUUUUUCCUACUUAUGGGCAUUAUGUAUCGGAAGUGUUUUAUUCAUUUAUUCACUGAUAAGUUUUGUCUUUAUAAGAUCUUUUGUAUUUUCCAAAAUAGAUAUUGGGAAAUAUGUACUAGAAUUAUUAUUCUGCAUAAGUGUAGUGGUCACAUGUUCACUGUCAAUUAUAACAGAUUCUUUCAAAAUUGCAAAUAUGCAAUUACUUUUUUUUGCUUUUGCCUUAACAGGAUAUGCAUACUACAAUUUAAUUAUCCUGUUUUUUUUUAGUACUCUAAUUGGUAUCAUUAUUCAAUGUAAUUUGAAUAUUAGUGGAUUCAGAACACAUAUGAAUUCUUUAAUUAUCUUCGAUUUCUUUUCUUAUAUUUUACAAAUUAUUGGAGGAAAUAUCUUAUACUUUCGUAUGUAUGAACUGUGUACCCUUAUUGUUAUAUCCAAGAAAAACCCAUGUAAAUAUGUUGUAGCAUCCAAAGAAGUUAAACAAAUGGAAAAACGAAUCUUCUCAUCAUUACUUAAUUCUUACAUGUGUAUGAGAUCAAAAAAUUCUUCAGAUUUAACUUAUAAUAAUGAAUUCUUUACUAAAGGCACUCAAUCUAUUCUAGAUAGGGAUACAAAUGCAAAGGGAAGUUUUCAUGGAAUUAAUAAUUAUCAAGAAAAAAUAAACCAUUCCAAAAAGUUCUUCCUUCGUAGAAGCAAAAAGGAAAAGCGAAGCAUGCGUUCUCAUAGAUCCAUGUAUGGGGAUAAUAGCAAGUACAACAAUAGUCGAAGUAUAGCAAAUUUUCUUACAACAAAACACAGCCAUUCGCACCAAAAGAAAUUCAAAAUAUCCAAUACAUUACCAUUUCAUAAUAAUCUCAUACAUAAUCAUAGUAUUGUUAUUCAUAACUCACCUUGCAAAAAAUCCAUUUCAUCAAAAAUUAUCUAUAAUAAUGACACUCAUCAUAGGGCCAAAAAAAAAAAUUAUGAACAUUUCAGCAAAUCAAAAAAUGUAAGCAUAUCAAAGAAUUUAAACAGUCAUGUAAAGAAAAAAAAAGGUAUCCAUUAUUCUACUACCAAUAUCAAUUCCAAUGAGAAAGGCACAACCCUCUUGGACGGCAAAUUGGACAAAGCAGAACCUACAGACAAUGAAUAUCUCAUACCAAUUAAGGGAACCAACACUUAUAAAAAAACAUGCGAGAAACAAUCUGUGCAUGAAAGUUUCAAUAAACCUACUGCCAUGGCUCACGUGCUGGAUUCAAAAUGUACCACGCAGUAUAGCAGUGGACGCGGGUGCAUUCAGAAGGUGAAAAAGAAAAGGAGAGAAAAUUACGACACCUCAGUAGGUUUCACAGGAGGUUUAGUAGAUCAUCCAGACGUUGACCCAGAAGAUGAUUUCGAAGUUGACUUAGAGGCUGCCCCAUCAGCUAACCAAGCGAAAGGAAAUACACUCCGACGAUAUGACAAAAGAGUCGACCAUGUGUCUGCACACGCGGAUAAGACAUAUUCAGACAAUUCCAACAAUUCAGACAAUUCCAACAAUUCAGGCAAUUCCAACAAUUCAGACAAUUCAAACCAUUCAGACAAUUCAGACAAUUCAGACAAUUCAGACAAUUCAGACAAUUCAGACAAUUCAGAUAUAAUCCCACAUAUUCGCACGCAAAAGAAUAAAUCUAAAUAUCGGAAGUGUUCAUUCAAGCAGGCACGUUCCAUUGGAACACCCCUCAACAAUUUGAAAUCAGAACAAAUGAUGAAGAGGGAUAUGAGUACACAUACAUUGGCUGAACGGACAGGUACAAAAAUGGACAAUUACCAACAUAGCCAUAUGACCAGCAAAUCACGAAAAGCACAUAAAAAGAUCAAAAGAAAUGAGAGACUCAAAUCAUGCCAUCAGCAUAAUGAAUGGGACGACUAUGGAGCAAAUAGCGAAGAUAAACUAAAUUCAACGUUAGUAGGUAGACAAAAACAAAUGCUCAAAGAAGAAAAUGGACAUGAUAAUUCCUACAAUUGUGAUGUGAUUACAUGCAAUUAUAACAUAAUAAAAAGUACAUGUAAUAGGAAUCAUUCGAAUGAAGGAGGAAAUUCUGAGAUUUUUCCACAAAUAGAUGAGGAAGAGGAGGAGGAUGCGCAAGUUGUACAACUUGGAAAAGGACAAUUAGAAAGAAGUGAAGAACAAAAAUUGAUAAAAAAAAAAAAAACGGGAAUAUGUAUUCAGAAAAAAAAAAUUACGACACAGCAAAAUAUGGAGACAAAAAAUAAUGAUCUCGAAAAUGUCGUUCAAAGACAAUACACAAACCAGCCACGCUGUGAUCACACAAAUCAACCACACCAUGAUCACACUAACAAAUCACAGGAAAUUCAGUGCGGGAGGAAACACUCUACAUUGAGCAACUGCACAAAUCAUCAGAAUGACUUAAUCCAACAAGAUGAAAGCAAAUUCGAGUGUACUACGAAUGAAGAUGCAUCAGAUACUCUUGAAAGAACGUUGGGAGAAAGAGACCAGCGAAUAAAAAAAGAAAUAAGCCUAUCAGACGAAAGUGAUGAGGUGCACAGAAAGGUUAACACUACCAUUGUGAGUUUCAAAAAUGACACGAAUUUUCAAAAAAACUUAGUUUAUCACAAAUCUAAUAGUUCAUUACAAUACACCCAAAGAGACGAGAACAGUUCAUGCAAAGAUACUGUACAAAGUAGCAGUAACACCAAAAUGAUCGCAUUUGCAAAGAAUUAUCUACCCAGAAACUCAAAUAUGGAACUACGGAAUGGAAGUAACAUUAACUCUAAUUAUAAAUAUAAGAAAAGAAGUAUAAUAAAGCAACAAUAUGAAAUGUUAGACAAAAUUAUAGAACUUGAUAUCAGUAAUCAAGGUCAAAAAAACAAAAAAAAAAGUAAAAAAAAAGACUCAUUAGAAUUAUCAUCUAGUAUUUCAAAAAAAAAAAAAUAUUUUUCAAAAAAAAAAAAAAAUAAAUAUACAUCAUUUUUUCUUCAAAAUUCAAAGAUGCAAUAUUUAUUUACGUGUAUUCCACAAUAUUCUAGAAUCCUUUUUGACAAGACCAAAAAAAUAUUUUUUGAUUUAAAAAAAAAAAAAAUUUUAAUGCAAAACGCUACUUGGAAAAAUGAAAUAUUCAUACCUGAAAGAGACCCAUUAGGUUUAUUCAAAAAUGCAAAUUUAGAAAAAUGGUACAUAUCAUGGAUGGACGAAUUUAACAAAAAUAUUAUUGCAAAAACGUAUUUUAUAUAUAUUUACUUAAUUAUGUAUUUAAUAAUGCUAGAUUUUAUAACAGCCUAUAAAUUGUACUACACUACCACUCAUCGGACAACAAUCAAAGCAUUAAGACAACAUAAUAAUUAUUUACAUUACUAUUUCUUUAAAUUCUUUAUUAAUGUAUUUGUUUAUGUCAUCUAUUUAUUUUUUAUAACAUAUAAAAUAAAAAAAGUACAUCAUUAUAAUAUUAAGCGAUAUUAUUUUGUUACACUCUUAUUGUGCAUUGCAAAGCUCAUUAUAUCAGCAUCUGACAUUUAUGUAGCUAUUAGCUCAUUGGAUUAUUUUAUGAGCCCCUAUUAUGUAUAUGUAUACAUACAUAUGCUAAUUGUGCAGACAUCCAUGUUAUUAAUAGUUAGAUAUCCGACACACUAUUUGUUAUUUUUCUUAUACGCAAUUUGUUUUACUUCUCUCUACUGGUGUUUCUCUAUUCAUAAAUCUUUUAUGGAAUUUAUUUUCAUUAUUGCUUGUGUUUCCUUUAGUAUCAUAUAUUCCUACGUACUAUGCUCCAGGACAUUAGAGAUUAAUCGACGCAUAUUGUUUUCAAAAUAUGAGCUACCCUACCUCUUAUAUUUGAAGGAAAUAUCCUCAUGUUUGAACAGGAACAGAUCCUUUGGUGGAUCAAGGGCUCAGUAA